Messenger RNA from Rotaria sp. Silwood2, 636 nucleotides. The record is from the annotation of a GenBank genome assembly. Lineage: Eukaryota; Metazoa; Rotifera; Eurotatoria; Philodinida; Philodinidae.
AUGGGCAUUGCUGCUCUCCUGGUUUUUCUUCUCACAAAUAAACAUAUAACAACAACCACAGCAUCAGCCACGUCAACAUCAACAACUUCAACAACGUCAACAUCACCAACACCAACAACAACAUCCACAACAACAACAACUUCAACUACAGCCACAACAACAACUCCAACACCACCGUGUGCACCAAGCUCUGUUGGUUCUGCGAGUACUCUUUAUACGACUUUUUCUGGCGACGGAACUUCAUACACGUGUUUCGCAUAUGAAUGGACGUCACCUACUACAGGUCUAGUCACUCUUGCCUUUGAACUGCGUCAUGAUCCAACCUUUUGGUACCUUGAUGAUGUCUCAGUAUAUGCAGGAGCUACUCAAAUGCUGACUAAUGAAGAUUUUGAAACUGGCUCUCUGCCACCUUGGGUAGAAACAUCGCCGUAUGGAAGUUGCGGAACUUAUCUUACUGACACAUGUAGUUCUUCAUGUCGCAGUGGAAGUUAUUGUCUGUGUGAUGGAAGUUAUGGAUGUGCUGAUCAAGUAAGUCAACAGUUUUCGGCUACAGCUGGACAAGUCUAUGUGGUGAGCUUUUGGCUACAAUCAGGUUCAACAGGUUCUACCGUAUAUGCGAAAGUUACUCUCUCGUAA